Messenger RNA from Lacerta agilis (Sand lizard), 866 nucleotides. Its product is annotated as F-box only protein 44-like. The record is from RefSeq and is a predicted model, not a curated record. Bases 26 to 763 code for a protein of 245 amino acids. Gene Ontology annotation, biological process: SCF-dependent proteasomal ubiquitin-dependent protein catabolic process; glycoprotein catabolic process. Gene Ontology annotation, molecular function: ubiquitin protein ligase activity; protein binding. Gene Ontology annotation, cellular component: cytoplasm; SCF ubiquitin ligase complex. NCBI's taxonomy places the organism in Eukaryota, Metazoa, Chordata, Lepidosauria, Squamata, Lacertidae. The transcript has 5 exons.
CUCCUUAGACAUUUCCCGAAGGAAGAUGGCGAAUAUCGAUGACCUUCCUGAUGAGAUGCUGCAGGAGGUCUUCCUUCAGCUGCCUUCCUGGUUCCUCCUUCGCAGUUGCCGUCUGGUUUGCUCCCGGUGGCGAGACAUGGUGGACACCCUGAACACGGGAUGGAAAGAGAAGUGUGAUCAGGCCGGCUACUCACUUGGGAUGUUGGCUGGCGCCCUACCUGACUGGAAGACUUUCUACUCUCUUUGCAGAAUGAAGAAGAACCUCAUCAGGAAUCCCUGCGGUGAAGAGGGCCUGAACUUCUGGCAAAUUGGGCCAGAUCAAGAAGAAGCCUGGGAAGUAGGGAAGCUAUCAAGGGACAACUCUCCUUUUGAGGAUGGGACGUGGUGCUUUGGUGCAAAUAGCGGGCCCACACCCAAAAGCCAGCUCAUCGUCUUAAAGGAUCAUGGCUACUGGGAUGAGCUGAUGGACGAAGUCAAGCCCGAUAUUGUUGUGAAAGACUGGUGCGACGUCCUUGACGAGGACCCCUACAACUACACUCUGCAUGUGAAACUGUUGUCUGCCGAUUCUGAAGUCUUCUGCGAAUGUCGCGCUAAAGAGUUGGUCAUAAGUGAGCCCACAGAGACAGAAUGGAGAGAGGGCUCGUAUACAUUCCAUAACUACCCCGCUGGAGUACGUUACAUCUAUUUUGAACAUGGAGUGGACGGCGUGGACUCUGGGGCCCUAACUAACAGCAGCAUCACUGUGGGACCCAGAUUUCCCUAGAAAGAGGAGGAACCACCAGAAGGGGAAAUGGUUCCACUUAUCUGCUUGAGCAACAGGGUGGGGAGACACACAAGGGCUUGCUCUGUUGUCUCAUUCCACGCCC